AUGCCGCCUAAGGAAGCGACAAAAUUAGACCCGCGUAAGCAGAAGCAGGCCUACAAGGCAGAGCGGAAGAGGGAGCGUCGAGCCCUCAAAAUCGUUGACGCUCCCGUAACAAAGCAACGGAAACGACGUAUACGUAAUCGUGAUCCGGCUGAAAAACAAGUACCGCUAACUAUCGAGUCUAUGAGACGGUUCGAUGAGACGAUCGUACGCCCAGAUGACGCAGAGGUAGCUGCCGAAGAACGAAUUGACGAAUUUGCCGCUCAUUUCCGUGGAGAAAGAGAGCCCAAACUCUAUCUUACUACUUCCAGGCGUCCUAGCGAAAAGAUGCGGACUUUUGUGAAAGAACUGCUGCUAAUUUUACCGAAUAUCUACUACUUCGCUCGUGACGAACGCAAGCUAGAACACCUUGUGCAAGAGGCAUCGGAAGGCAAGUUCUCUGCUAUACUGCUGAUCACACAAGGACGAGGCAAAAAACCUAAUGGGAUUUAUGUGUGUUCUCUACCGUAUGGACCGACAACUUUUUUUCGACUCUCCAGCCUAACGUUAGCAAGUGACAUGAAAGGGUCAGGAAAUUUUACGGAGAGCAAAUCUGAAAUAAUUCUCAACCAUUUCGACACACGCGUAGGACGCCGUGUGGGACGACAAAUUGCGUCGUUGUUCCCGCUGGACCCAGAACUAGAGGCGAGGAGGGUUAUCACUUUCCACAACCAACGUGACAUGAUAUUCUUUCGACAUCACAGAUAUGUUUUCCGUAACGAAAAAAAGUGCUCACUUACGGAAAUUGGACCACGCUUCACGCUAAAGGUACAUUCCGUUCAGGAAGGUACGAUGGAUCUCGACAAAGGUCUUUACGAGUUUGUAUGGCGCCCAGAUCUACAGGUUGAUCGUAAGAGGUUCUUCAUAUGA
Messenger RNA from Babesia sp. Xinjiang, 906 nucleotides. RefSeq names its product Ribosome production factor 1 (gene rpf1). Lineage: Eukaryota; Apicomplexa; Aconoidasida; Piroplasmida; Babesiidae. The record is from RefSeq and is a predicted model, not a curated record. Gene Ontology annotation, cellular component: preribosome, large subunit precursor; nucleolus. Gene Ontology annotation, molecular function: rRNA primary transcript binding. Bases 1 to 906 code for a protein of 301 amino acids. The transcript is spliced from 7 exons. Gene Ontology annotation, biological process: maturation of 5.8S rRNA; maturation of LSU-rRNA.